AUGAAAGAACAAGAGUUACAAGCUCAAGCGGCAAUGAAAGAACAAGAAUUGCAAAUUCAGAUGUAUAUUAAAGAAAUGGAGAUAAAAGCAAAACAAAGGAAAAUGGAAAGGAUGGCCAAGGAAAGGGAAAGGGAGAUGGAUGAAUACUUGCGAGAACCCAAUCCAAAUGAUGUACAAUGCUUGCUACAAAUGGCGGAGGGUCGUGGCUUCCCUGGCAUGUUGGGUAGCAUUGACUACAUGCAUUGGCAAUGGAAAAAUUGUCCGAAGGCGUGGAAAGGUAUGUACAUGAGUGGUUAUCGUGGGGUUGCAACCAUAGUACUUGAGGUUGUAGCAUCUUCAGACCUUUGGAUAUGGCAUGCGUUCUUUGGAGUUUCUGGUUCAAAUAACGAUAUCAACGUGUUAGAUCGUUCUCCAGUGUUCGAUGAUAUUCUAAAUGACCGUGCUUCGGAGGUAAAUUAUACUAUUAAUGGUAAUAAUUAUACUAUGGGAUACUAUUUAGCAUAUGGUAUUUAUCAUGAAUGGGCCACAUUUGUCAAAUCAAUUUCAAAGCCACAAGGAGAAAAACGCAAGUUAUUUGCACAAUACCAAGAAGGGCAAAGAAAAGAUGUGGAGCGAGCAUUCGGAGUGUUGCAAGCACGCUUUGCAAUUAUACGUGGUCCAACUCGUUUUUGGGAAAAGAAGAAGCUUGCCAACAUAAUGAGAGCUUGUAUUAUAUUGCAUAAUAUGAUUGUUGAGGAUGAAAGAGACACUUAUGCAGAAAAUUUUGCUCAAGGCCUAGAGUAUGAUGAUGUCAAAAAUGGCUUAUCACAGGAAAUAGAUCCUCUCCAUUUUUUAUUCACCGGAAAGGAUCUACUCCCCUUAUCACAACCUCAGCUGAGAGAAGAAGAUUUUGCACCAUACCAUCAAUUUCUCCAAAGAAAUGCCCAACUUCGAAAUAGGCAGCAGCAAAGACAAUUGAAAGAGGACUUGAUUGAACACAUAUGA
This is a messenger RNA of Arachis stenosperma, 984 nucleotides long. RefSeq lists its product as uncharacterized. The transcript has 2 exons. Bases 1 to 984 code for a protein of 327 amino acids. The record is from RefSeq and is a predicted model, not a curated record. NCBI's taxonomy places the organism in Eukaryota, Viridiplantae, Streptophyta, Magnoliopsida, Fabales, Fabaceae.